Malaya genurostris is the source of this 2137-nucleotide messenger RNA. RefSeq names its product G2/mitotic-specific cyclin-A. The record is from RefSeq and is a predicted model, not a curated record. Gene Ontology annotation, molecular function: cyclin-dependent protein serine/threonine kinase regulator activity. Bases 389 to 1849 code for a protein of 486 amino acids. Gene Ontology annotation, cellular component: cyclin A2-CDK2 complex; cytoplasm; nucleus. Gene Ontology annotation, biological process: regulation of cyclin-dependent protein serine/threonine kinase activity; mitotic cell cycle phase transition. Lineage: Eukaryota; Metazoa; Arthropoda; Insecta; Diptera; Culicidae. The transcript is spliced from 5 exons.
GUGCAGCUGUUGGUCUUGAAUCCCUCCAUUUGAAGUGAAAUUGUUCCAACAGAAGGAGCAUCGUCUGGUACCGUAAAACAUUUUUGGAAAUUCGAGUUGCAAUAAAUUACAAUAUUUGAUGUAGUGCGCACAAAACACCGCAUACCAGACCGAGGAUGUUGAAGUGAUAUAAAUUGAUCUGCAUAAGGUAGCGGAAUUUGAUAAAAUAUUUGAUUGAAAGGAUUCGUAACAUAAAGUAAGUAUUAGAAAGAGACAUCUUGUUGGAGCGAGACCCAAAAACUGGUAAAAUUCAACGGCAGCACAAACAACGAAUUCAAUCAAAUAGAAGCCAACUGCAGUAGGCUGAUAACAAUAGAUACCUAGCACCAGUGUUAACAGAAAUCGAAAUAUGGCUACCUUUCGGAUUCACGAGGAUUUGGAGAAGGAGAACCGCAUUUUAGCGUCCAAGAAUGUUGAAACUGGCGCCGGUGGGCCUAAACAACAGACGCAGCAAAUUCAACGUUCCACGUUUAGUGUGUUAAAUAAUUUGGUCGGCAACAAAAGAACUGAGGGAUUAGUAGCUGGAGAAAAAGCAAUUCUGAAAGAUCCUAAACUCAAAAUUAAGCAUACUGUAAAUACCAAAACUAAACCAGAUGAAAAUUCUAUACCCGUGAAUCAGGCAAAAAUCGUAUUCAAACCAGUUGAACCGUUCAAAACGUUCCAAGUGUUUGAUGACUCGAAAGAAAACUCAAAAACAUCGACGUCGAAUAAAGAUGACUCAAUCAUAGAAAAUAAACGCGAGCCACUACAAGAGCUGAAAAAUGCUGAACUACUGGAAACGCCGAUGUCCGUCAGUGAAAACAUGUCACCGAUGUCGGUUGACAAAUCUGUUACCCUUUUGGAGGAUUCAUCAAUGGUCCCUCGGAACGAUCGCGAGCGCUUUUUUGAAGUAGAAGAAUAUCAGUCGGACAUUCUGACAUAUCUUAAGGAAGCGGAAAAACGGCAUCGUCCAAAACCAGCUUAUAUGAAAAAACAACCGGACAUAAAUCACUCAAUGCGUACUAUUCUUGUGGAUUGGCUCGUCGAAGUUUGCGAAGAGUACCGUCUACAAAGUGAAACACUCUGUCUGGCCAUCUCGUACAUCGAUCGGUUUCUGAGUUUCAUGUCGGUCGUCCGUGCCAAACUUCAGCUAGUCGGCACAGCUGCCAUGUUCAUUGCUGCCAAGUACGAGGAAAUCUACCCACCAGAUGUAGGUGAGUUUGUGUACAUUACCGAUGAUACGUACACGAAAACGCAAGUAUUGCGCAUGGAGCAGCUUAUUCUUAAAGUGCUCGGUUUUGAUCUAUCCGUACCAACCACGUUGGUAUUUACUACUGUCUAUUGCGUAAUGAACGAUGUACCAGACAAAGUGAAAUACAUGUGCAUGUAUCUCUGUGAACUCUCACUACUGGACGCUGAUCCUUAUCUCACGUAUUUGCCGUCGAAAAUUGCGGCUGGUGCAUUAGCUCUUUCUCGCUAUGUGCUUGAUUUACCCAUCUGGUCGCGCAUGCUAGAAACGAACACCGAUUACCGAUUGGAAGAUCUUAAGGACAUCAUUCUCGAUCUGAGUAAAACACAUCAUAAAGCCGAAUCACUAGGUCAGCAAGCGAUCCAAGAGAAAUUUAAAAGCAAUAAAUACAUGCAAGUUGCUACAAUUCCCGCAACGGAUCUGUCUGAGGACACUUUUGACAAAAUGUGCAAAUCGUUGGCAACGAUAGUAUCUGCUGCUUCAGAAACAGAACCCUCUUCCACAGGACCAAUAUCGAUGAAUGCGCCACUGAGCCACAAUGAUUCAAUGCGGGAAAUGAUGUCAUCUUUGUUGUUUGUCUGAUAGACACCUCCAGCCUCAUUCCUAUAUUCACCCGCUUUUCUUCCGUAGUACCGUAGAAGUAACGUCUCACUGCAAAUGUGGUUUUUGUGUUUUUAUAAGUUUAUCGUUUCUUUUUUAAUUAUUUAAUCGACGUUUAGAUAUACUUAUUUUUAAUUUAUUCCUGUCACUCCUGUCGGUCUUCUUGUCCAUCCCCAUGCCGAAGAAAUUUUUAUGUUUUUUAAUGUAUUUUUAUAAGCCGAAUCAGAAGUAACAUAAUCGAAUUAUAUGACGACAAUAUUCAUGAUAAAA